Octodon degus (degu) is the source of this 3056-nucleotide messenger RNA. RefSeq names its product kelch like family member 11 (gene Klhl11). Gene Ontology annotation, molecular function: protein binding. The record is from RefSeq and is a predicted model, not a curated record. The transcript has 2 exons. The coding region runs from base 24 to 2144 and encodes 706 amino acids. NCBI's taxonomy places the organism in Eukaryota, Metazoa, Chordata, Mammalia, Rodentia, Octodontidae.
GGGGCCGGCGCGGCGGCGGCAAGAUGGCGGCGGCGGUAGCAGCCGCGGCGGCCGCGGCGGCCGCAGCUGCGUCGCUGCAGGUGCUAGAGAUGGAGAGCAUGGAGACCGCCGCCGCCGGCCCCGCCGGGCUGGCCGCCGAGGUCCGAGGCAGCAGCACGGUGGACUUCGGUCCGGGGCUGUCGGCCAUGGAGGCGGGCGGCGGCGACCCCGGCCCUGAGGCGGAGGACUUCGAGUGCAGCUCGCACUGCUCGGAGCUGUCGUGGCGUCAGAAUGAGCAGCGGCGCCAAGGCCUCUUCUGCGAUAUCACGCUGUGCUUCGGGGGCGCGGGCGGCCGCGAGUUCCGCGCGCACCGCUCCGUGCUGGCGGCCGCCACGGAGUACUUCACCCCGCUGCUCUCCGGCCAGUUCUCGGAGUCGCGCUCUGGGCGCGUGGAGAUGCGCAAGUGGAGCUCGGAGCCGGGCCCGGAGCCCGACACGGUGGAGGCGGUGAUCGAGUACAUGUACACCGGGCGCAUCCGCGUCAGCACCGGCAGCGUGCACGAGGUGCUGGAGCUGGCCGACAGGUUCCUGCUAACCCGUCUAAAAGAGUUCUGCGGCGAGUUUCUCAAGAAGAAACUGCACCUGUCCAACUGCGUGGCCGUCCACAGCCUGGCGCACAUGUACACCCUGAGCCAGCUGGCGCUGAAGGCUGCCGACAUGAUCCGCAGGAACUUCUGCAAGGUCAUCCAGGACGAGGAGUUCUACACGCUGCCUUUCCACCUCCUCCGGGACUGGCUGUCGGACCUGGAGAUCACCGUGGACUCUGAGGAGGUGCUCUUUGAGACCGUGCUCAAGUGGGUGCAGCGCAACGCGGAGGAGCGGGAGCGCUACUUUGAGGAGCUGUUCAAGCUGCUGCGGCUGUCGCAGAUGAAGCCCACCUACCUCACACGGCACGUCAAGCCAGAGCGGCUGGUGGCCAGCAACGAGGUCUGUGUGAAGCUGGUGGCCGACGCUGUGGAGCGGCAUGCGCUGCGGGCCGAGAACAUGCAGUCAGGUGCGCUGCAGCUGCCAGCUACGCCGCCGUCCCUGCUGCCGCGCUACGGGCAGAACAUGGAUGUGAUCAUGGUCAUCGGGGGUGUGUCAGAGGGCGGGGACUACCUGAGUGAGUGUGUGGGCUACUUUCUGGACGAGGACAGGUGGGUGAACCUGCCCCACAUCCACAACCACCUGGACGGGCAUGCUGUGGCAGUGACCGAGCCCUAUGUGUAUGUGGCGGGCUCCAUGGAGCCCGGCUUUGCCAAGACCGUGGAGCGCUACAACCCCAGUCUGAACACGUGGGAGCACGUGUGCAGCCUGAUGACCCGGAAACACUCCUUCGGGCUCACGGAGGUCAGGGGCAAGCUCUACAGCAUCGGUGGCCACGGCAACUUUAGCCCUGGCUUCAAGGAUGUGACUGUGUACAAUCCAGAGCUGGACAAGUGGCACAACCUGGAGUCUGCACCGAAGAUCCUACGUGAUGUCAAGGCGCUGGCCAUUGAAGACCGCUUUGUGUACCUCGCUGCACGCACACCCGUGGACCGCGAUGCAGAGGAUGGGCUAAAGGCUGUGAUCACCUGCUACGACACUGAGACACGACAGUGGCAGGACGUGGACUCGCUGCCACUCAUCGACAACUACUGCUGUUUCCAGAUGUCUGUGGCCAACUCCAACUUCUACCAGACGGCAUCCUGCUGCCCCAAGAGCUACGCGAUGGAGAACGCAGAGGCCUUGCGCAAGAUCUCCAGCCUGCCCUCUGACGAGAUCCUGGAGAGCCUGCCGCCUGAGGUCCUGAGCAUUGAGGGGGCCGCCGUGUGCUACCACCGGGAUGACGUCUUCAUCAUCGGGGGCUGGAAGAACAGCGACGACAUCGACAAGCAGUACCGCAAGGAGGCCUACCGCUACUGCGCCGAGAGGAAGCGCUGGCUGCUGCUGCCCCCCAUGCCCCAGCCCCGCUGCCGGGCAGCCGCCUGCCACACCCGCAUCCCCUACCGCUACCUGCAUGGCACACAGCGCUACCCCAUGCCCCAGAACCUCAUGUGGCAGAAGGACCGCAUCCGGCAGAUGCAGGAGAUCCACCGGCACGCGCUGAACAUGCGCCGGGCGCCCAGCUCCCAGAUCGAGUGCUGACUGCCCGGCAGGUACCAGCAGCCCCCUAAUGAAAAUGUGCCGCUCGCUUCCUGUCUACCCGGAUGGACUGGCUCUCGCUGUGGAGGGAAGGCUGUGUGCUUGGACUGAGGAGUGGGAAGCGGUGAAUAUGUGGUAAUUGUUGUUAACCUGCAACCUCUGUGGUCUUCAGUGCGUGUGCGUGUGCCUGUGUGCGUGUGCCUGUGUGCGUGUGCAGUACCUGAGGCAGCUCUUCCUGGGGACCAGCGGGAGAGGCAGCUGGUAAGCUGGCUGUUUUCUUCCAGUGAGUUAAAGUCCUCUGCCCUGGGGACUUGGGUUUCGAACAUGCUUUAUGCCCAACUUUAUUUGCACAUUUACUUUGGUAGCCUUUUCAUUUUUACACAACGGUUGGUUGAACAAGAUCAGGAUUUAUGCAUUAAGUCCUUCUCUGCAGGAGACAUGUGCAAUAUUGAGCCUGAAAUUUGAAGGAAAAAAGCACAAUACUUUAGCCAGAUGAUUUCAGAGUGCUCGCGUUGACACUGUCUAGACAAGCUGUCAGGUUGUGUAUGGAGGAGGUGACUGACAGAUUUGAACUGAGCGGUCUGUCACUCUUAGCAUUCUGUUGUUAAUAUUUCCACUUCUUUAAGCAGCUGACUACAGACGCCUUGCUAUGGCUCCAGGAUGGCAGUCGUUGGCCAGGAGAGCGGGCUGAGGGAGUUACGCGUGGGACAUGUGUCUCCCUGAGCGGAGCACCAGCGACAAUCACACUCUAUGCCUUUGGGCUUCAUUCUUCCUCCAGUGCAUACUGUAUAGAAUCAUUUCUUUUUUCAAAAUGAGAGGUAACAGUUUAGAGAAAUGUUGCUUAAAACCCUUUGCUCUGGCCCUUACUGCUACAGCAGUCCAGGUGACUAGUUCUGGCUCCUAAAAGAUGUAUCA